This is a messenger RNA of Rotaria socialis, 861 nucleotides long. The record is from the annotation of a GenBank genome assembly. NCBI's taxonomy places the organism in Eukaryota, Metazoa, Rotifera, Eurotatoria, Philodinida, Philodinidae.
AUGUCGUCAACAGAACAAAAGCGCACGAUUCUUGUCACUGGUGCUAAUAGAGGCAUUGGCUUUCUCAUAGUCAAGAAACUUGCGAAAGAAUCACCACCUGAUAGUACUAUCAUUUUACUUGGCAGUCGUGAUUUGAAACGAGGUGAGGAUGCACUCAUACAGUUAGGAUCUCCAUCAAAUGUGCACGUUCUACAAUUGGAUACAUCUAGUCGCGAAAGUAUUAUUCGAGCUAAAGAUGAAAUCAACCAAAAAUACGGUGGUCAACUAGAUGUCGUUAUUAACAAUGCUGCAAUCACAAGGAAAGAUUUAAGUGUCGAUGCAGCUCGAGAAAUAUUUGGCACCAACUAUUAUGGUGUUAAAAUACUCAAUGAAUAUUUAUUUCCUCUAAUGCAAGAGAAUGGCCGAAUAAUCAAUGUAUCGAGUCGAGUCGGCCCCAAUGUGUUGUAUGAAGCCUCUCAAGCCCUUCAACAAAAAUAUACAUCAUCGACAUUGACAAAAUAUCAACUUGACCAACUAGUUGAAGAGUUUAUCUCAGCCAUCGACACCAACACCCUUGAACAUCUUGGAUAUAAUAUUGAAUCAACCGAUCUGAUAUACGGUGUUAGCAAAGCGGCCUUAAAUGCUCUUACGCAAGUGGAAGCAUAUGAAUGGUCUAAUAAUAAAAAUUUGCUUGUCGUCAGUGUUACUCCAGGAUUUUGCGCUACUGAUAUGACUGAACAUGCACCUGAUGCUCGUCCAGCUGAACUUGGUGCCGAUUCGAUUUUGUCUAUAGCCAGUGCAUCUCGAAAUGAACUUAGAAAUGGUGGAUUCUAUCGUGAUGGCCACCAAAUACCUUUAAUCAGUGUGCGCAUGUCUCGAUAA